Messenger RNA from Paramecium tetraurelia, 1791 nucleotides. RefSeq lists its product as uncharacterized. Gene Ontology annotation, cellular component: autophagosome; cytoplasm. The transcript has 4 exons. Gene Ontology annotation, molecular function: ATP binding; protein serine/threonine kinase activity. Lineage: Eukaryota; Ciliophora; Oligohymenophorea; Peniculida; Parameciidae. The record is from RefSeq and is a predicted model, not a curated record. Gene Ontology annotation, biological process: peptidyl-serine phosphorylation; protein autophosphorylation; autophagosome organization.
AUGAAACCAGCAACAUAUUUAAAAAAAGUUGGGCCUUAUAGUCUAAUAAGAGAGAUUGGUUAGGGUUCAUUUGCAAGAGUGUUUAGAGGAAAAUUGGAUGGACGGCAAGAAGAUGUGGCAAUCAAAAUGAUUUCAAAGCAGAAUGUUAGAAAUGAGAGUAUGUCAAUGAUUGAAAAGGAGAUUGAGAUUUUAAGACAAUUGGAUCACCCCAAUAUAAUCAAAUUGAUAGAUUUUAAAAGAACUCAGAAUCAUUACUAUCUGGUAUUUGAAUAUUGUGAGAAUGGAGACUUAGAUGCAUAUAUUAGAAAGUAUUCUCCUAAUGGAAAAUUGCCAGAGGAAGAAGUUAGGAGAAUAGUUUAGUAAUUAGCAUAAGCAUUGUAAUAGAUGUACAAAUUAAGGAUUGUACAUAGAGAUUUAAAAUUAGCAAAUAUAUUAGUAUCUAAGAAUUUCUAAAUUAAAUUAGCUGAUUUUGGAUUUGCCAAAUAUAUGGAAGAAGAUCAAUAUUUAACUUCUUAUUGUGGAACUCCAUUAACGAUGGCUCCUGAAAUAUUAUAAAGAAAGUAAUAUAAUGAAAAGUGUGAUGUAUGGUCAGUGGGUGUGAUCAUGUAUUAAAUGAUAUAUGGAAGAUCUCCAUUUGUACCCCCAAAGGGAGGUAAUAUAAACGAUUUAAUUGCAAUUAUCAAUAAAGGAGAUUUACAAUUUCCUGAGAUUUCUACGAUUUCACUUAAAUUGAAGGAACUAUUAAUUCAAAUGCUGCAAUAGGAUUUCAAGAAAAGAAUAAGUUUUAGAGAUUUCUUUGAACAUAGUUGGUUGCAAGGUGAAGUCAAAGCCGACUACAUUUAGAGUAUUAAACAAGAUUUGCAAGAGAAUCAAUCUGAAAUUAUGCCUAUAAUUCAUCACAAAGCAACUGAGGAUAUUUAAGAAGAGGAGAUAUUCAAUAAUGAAAGAGACGAUAGUACAAAUGAAGUGUUGAAAGAACAAUAAUUGAAAUACAUAGGAUAUCAAUUACAUAAAUAAGCAGUUGGAUAUUUAGAUUUAAUGUUUGAGGAGAUUUACAAAGUCAAAUAAUUAUGUGACAAAAUUUAAAAUGCCAAAAUUUCAUUCUAAUUUCUUAAAAAUCGAUUAAUCAGCUUAUCUUUGGCUAUUAGAAUUUAUGAAGCAUUUUUAUUGAAAUAAGUAUAUGAGUUUAUGAAAGAAUAAAUUGUUGUGUUGCACACACCUUCAAGUAACAGUUCUCUGAUUAGUCUUUAAAUGAAAAGACCAUUUUAGACUCAUUAAAUUAUGAUGUAAAAAGAAAUUAUUGAAUUGAAGAAUUACUUUAAAGAAAAUCAAAUGAUUAUAAAUUAAUUUGAAUAAUGUGGAUAUUGUAUUGCAGAUAAUAUUUUUGAUGAAAUUUUGGAAUUAUUAAUGAAUCUCAUUGAACAUUAAUAACAAAUUGAUUAAAAUAUAUUUACUCAAUUACUAUAAUUGUUGUACUCAUUCAUUUAAUCUCCACCUCAAUUGCUGUAAGUUGAAUUGUACAUGAAAUUGUAAACAGGAAAUGACAUGAAUUAUUAUUGGCAUCUGUUUAAACUUGUUAGAGUGAAUUAGAAACAUAUUGCAGAUUCAAUUGAAAAUCAAAUUGUGUGUGAAAAUUAUGAGUUUGACAAAAAAUUACAGUUUGAAUGGAAAUUAGUGAAAGAUGAUAGUGAAGAAACCCAAGUGUCUUUCACUAAAGAAGAAAUUGAUAAAUUAUAAGACUUACUAAAAGAAGAAUAUACCAAAAGGGAUAUACGUUAAUAAAUAUAAUGA